AUUCAGGCUCUUGAAAUAGAGUUUAUUAACAUCAUUCCUCUAUUUGGCUGGCAUUUUGAGUAGAUUGUUCUGACUAAAUCUAGUUCCACCAUGCAAACUACAUGUUUUCCUCUGAAUUUAUAAUCAGUAUCUCUUCAAUUGUAAUUAUUCUACCUGCGUUUUAUGUUAUAAGAAAACCGAACAGUUAUCAUCAUUCGAUAGGACAAAGGCUUAACUAUGCUUCUUACCCAAACUACCAAACUAAGUAUUCAGAUGUGUGACCAUAUCCCUACAAACACGCUAAAAUCAAGCAAUCCCAUUUCACUUACAUAUUGUUUGAAACACAUGCUAGUCAAUCGCAAAAUACUGAUUCGCAUUUUAGAUUCAAGGUAAGCAAUGCAUUAUAUACUUACAACAUAUUUAUCAUGUUCAAUUUAAGGAUCCGAAUACCAGAUCGACGAGGAGGACAAGAGUGACACAUCGUCGGAAUUUGCCACCAAUUACCAGAGUCCAGUCAAGCGCAAGAACAAAAUCUUGAGACAAAGGGAAGAAAAUGGAAAAAAGAAUAGAUUAGGAAGCGGUCCAGUUGCCUCAUCUACACCUAUGACAAGAGUUUACGACUUUUCAGAUGGAGAAGAUGACGGUCAGGACUUACUGAGAAGAGCCUCAAGCUGUAAGAAACAAGCUGCAAUUCAAGCUGAGACUCCUCGUAUGAGACAAGGAAAGUCAAUCCCCUAUGCGGAAUUUCUCCAACUCAUGAGGGUCAUGGAAGGACGACUUCACAGGGCCAUUACAGAUUUGAAGGGCGAAGUCGGCGACCUUAAAAAGGAAAUUGGAAACUUAAACAGCGAGGUUAGAGACCUCAAGAGCAAACUUACUGAAAAGAAUACACAGGUUACCGCCCUAACUGCAAAAGUUACACGUUUGGACAACAGGGUCCAGGAACCAACACAAACUUCGACCAAAUCCAGCAAAGUCAGUACAAACAUAAGGGCAGCAUUGAAGGCAGCGAUCGACCAUGCUGAAACUGAGAAAGGGUGGACUAUGGAGCCUAUGUUCACGUUGGAGUCCGCACAGAAUCGACAAGUUGUCAAAUACAUCUGGGACUUUUCUAAGGUGAUAGCUCCAAGCAUGACAAAACAGGAAUUUAAAGAUGGUAUGACCAGGAUCAUGUUAACGAAGAAAGAGAAGCUAUCCCGAACACGUAACGGAAAAGAGAAAGAACACACGGACGCGUCCAGAAAGAAUUCAAGGAAACUGACGAAAAGCAGAAACCGUGUAACUGGCAUUGAAAAAUCCGAACUACCUCAUCACACAAGGACCAAGUACAUUCGAGUAAUGAAAAAAACGCAGCUCAUGUCGUCAGAAGAGAGUUCGGUCGACGAGGAUGGCAACCGGGUCUUCAAUGUGAGAAGGAGGGACUGGGAGAGUCAUGAAAUGAGGGCCGCUAAAAAAGUGGCCGACGAGACAUUUAGUAAAACAACCAAGACAGCAGCGUCCAUCGUACCACGGACGAGACGAAUUACAGGUGUCUCGUCAUUUGCACCACCUCCUGCCUGGUUGCAGAAAGAAGACAGCUGGGUCAGCUCAGCACUGACAUACCAUGGAGUAGUUUAGAAUCAUCAUCAUUCAUAUCCUCAUCAGAACAUGCUUACUUACUUACUAAAAGGGGUGUUUUUAUAGGUUAGGAAUUUUAGGGUUUAUUGGCAGCUUGUUUUUUGUCCUUUUUUUUAAAUGCGGCCAAGUAGGCCUGGUUUGAUUAGAUAUAUGCUUAGUGCUUCAAAGGUUUAAAGUCAUGUAGGGGGUUCAGUACAGUCAUGUGAUUGUUGCAAUUUAGUGAGGAUUGGAGUGUUGUUUGGUCUGUGUUGCUGGUAAUGUGUUCCAUAAAGUAUUGAAUAGGGCGCUCUAAAUGUAAAUGUCACACGGGAAUAAUACGUGUUCGGGCGUUUCUUUUUAAGUUGCAGUGGGGGUAUUUACCGGUUUGGUGGUUUUUUUAAUUAGGUGUAGGUGAGAGCUUAACUUAGUGUGGCCUGUUUGUAGUUUGGUUAUUACUCUGUCAAUGUUUUUGGUUUUAUGAUGGAUAUGUUUUUUUGAGUGGCGUUUUAGUUUGCAAUCAUAUUUCUGAUUGUUAUUUUGCCGCUAUUUUCCUUUGAGAUACUUUUAACUUCUUUUUUUUUAUUUUGGUAGGUUGAUGCUUGGGAUGCUUACUUCU
This is a messenger RNA of Haliotis rufescens (red abalone), 2191 nucleotides long. RefSeq lists its product as uncharacterized. Lineage: Eukaryota; Metazoa; Mollusca; Gastropoda; Lepetellida; Haliotidae. The transcript is spliced from 10 exons. The record is from RefSeq and is a predicted model, not a curated record. Bases 583 to 1596 code for a protein of 337 amino acids.